Messenger RNA from Biomphalaria glabrata, 4145 nucleotides. RefSeq lists its product as uncharacterized. The coding region runs from base 84 to 1244 and encodes 386 amino acids. The transcript is spliced from 6 exons. Lineage: Eukaryota; Metazoa; Mollusca; Gastropoda; Planorbidae. The record is from RefSeq and is a predicted model, not a curated record.
UAUCUAGACUGUUUAGACUUGAAAAGGCCCUUAGAAAUAGUCGAUCCCCAGGAAUAUUCAAAGACAACUUAAAAUGUAAACCUAUGAUAACAAGAUCUACUAAGAAAAGAAAGAUUCAAGAUAUGAAAAAGAUCUCUCAGGACAGUGAAUUGAUGGAUUCAGCUUACGACACUGAUAAAUCUAUGCAGCAGAGUGUCAGUCCAGUAUGUGACCCAUAUGAUUUAGUUCUUACUGACGAUGAAAAUGAUAACAACACAAAAAAGAAGAAAAAUAAACAAGUUCAGAAAAGAAAUAAAACUCAAACAAGAUCAAGGUCAACACGAAGCAAAACGACUAAAACAGACUCUGCAAGGCAUAAACAAACUUUAUCAAGUAGCACAAGUACACCAGUACUACAUCCUUGUGCACACGAAGCGAAAGGUCACAAAGUCAACUCCACUAGUACACCUGUACUUGAACAUUGUUUAAACGAGACCUCCACUGUGACACCUGAAGUCACUCCAAUCUUGGUCUCAAAACCUUUUGACUGUGCUUCACCAACCAGCAAUUUUGUAACACCACAGUUGCCCCGUUCCGUAAGGAAACGGGAUGGCGACAAAAGUGACCUGGAUAACAUUUCCAAACAACUCAACUACAGCUCCCUUACAGAUUCCGGCAUUGAACUUUCUCUCCCUCCAUCGAAGAAAAAGUUGACAGAAAAAUUUAGUUUAAAAAAUGAAAAAAGUAACAAAGAAAAUAGUUUUACUGCCAUUCGCAUAAAAAAUCAAAGGGAUGCUGGGGUCCCAAUUCUCGGAGAGAAAAAACAAAAUACCCAAAAUAAACCUCAUUCAAAAGAAACAUGUGAACAUGUGCACGACGCGGGAGUAAAAGAUUCAUGUUUUGGAUUUGAUUCGUUGAACUCACCUCAGAUCUCACCUCCCAAGAGAACAAAAGUAGCAACAUGUACAACAGAAGAAUCACAUGCCAAUGCUUGUUCUCAAUCCUCACCAGACAGUUUGUUGGAAGAUCUCAGUAGCUCUAAUAGACUUGUUGACACUAAUUCACCCCCAACCACACCUUUGUUUGAAGAAGGCAUUGCUAAAGACAGUGAAUGCUUGGAAGUAAAUAAAAGUUCCAGUAAAACCUACAAACCUUCAAACAGGAAAUUUAAAAAACGAAUAUCUGUUUCAAAAAUUGAUGAAUGGGCCACACAUUUCAACAUGGAGAUAGAAGAGGCAGAGAAAUUUGAUCUCAACAUAGAAUAAAUGUAACCUUUCAACUUUAUUUACUGCCAUUGAAAGUAAUAGGGCCACACAUUUCAACAUGGAGAUAGAAGAGGCAGAGAAAUUUGAUCUCAACAUAGAAUAAAUGUAACCUUUCAACUUCAUUUAUUGCCAAUGAAAGUAAUAGGGCCACACAUUUCAACAUGGAGAUAGAAGAGGCAGAGAAAUUUGAUCUCAACAUAGAAUAAAUGUAACCUUUCAACUUCAUUUACUGCCAAUGAAAGUAAUAGGGCCACACAUUUCAACAUGGAGAUAGAAGAGGCAGAGAAAUUUGAUCUCAACAUAGAAUAAAUGUAACCUUUCAACUUUAUUUACUGCCAAUGAAAGUAAUACAGUUGAAUGUAUUUAACCUGAUACAUAAGUAACCUACUGUAUUGAUAUAUUGUUAUGCGACAAAAUAGUGGUGCCUUGACACAUAUCAGGUGUCUAUGACAUUUACAUUCAUCUACAGUUUAGUAAAAAAAACAACAAAUUUUGGUAGUCUUUAAAUGUCAUAUAUUGAGUGUGUAAAUAUUUUGAAAAUUCAAAUUGCUAUUGUUCAAGUUGAACUACGGUGAACUACGGCUGUACAUGGUUUACAAAAGUUUUAUCAUCCUUUGUCUUAUUGUUAUGAUAAUACCAGCGAUGGGAACAGACUCAGCAAAAUUUUUGUUGCUUGGUGACCCAAUAAGGAGUUGCUGAAUUCUUUUUUUUUUUUUUUUUUUUUUUUUUAAAUUUAAAAAUAUUAAUUGUGUUGAGUAUUUUCUUUAAAUAAUUUUAUGAAUAACACUACAUGAGCUUUACUGCAAACUUACAAACAAAAUGCAUGUGGGGCUCAAUUUUUUGUUGUACAUUUAAUAAGGAAUCCAUAGUACAUAUAUAGGCAGCAAUUGGGUUAAUGACUGUCUCAAGUGUCUACUACAGGCCCUGGCAGCCAACCAAAGUCAAGAAUAAAUCUAGAUCUAGUAGAUCAAAAGUAAUCAAAUUCAAGAAUCAUGGUAGAUCUAAAUGAUUGAUUCAAAUGACUGUAAAUCUAGAUAAAAAUGAAAUGGAUAUUUAAAAGAGGUCUUUUUUAAAUUCGUUAAUAGCCCCAUAUUGGAUGUGAAAAAUAAAUCAAAUUAUAACAUUCUUCUGAAAACGGAUAAUAAUAAAAUCAUUUUUUUUUCCAUUUAAAAAAAAUGCUGAUUUUGGGGGGUCAGAAAAAAUGUUUUUGAUUUCUUUGUUGGAAAAACAAAAAAAUUCCCACCACUGUUAUACUUUGAUGUUACUUUAAAUACUUUUUUUAGCUUGUCAUUUUGUUUCUUAAAAUUACAUGUAAUGUUGAAAAUGUUCUUUUUUUGAGAAGUUUUUGUGUGUGUAAAUGUUACUAACCUGACCCAAAGUUGAGUCAGUGCCUCGUGUAGAUACACUUCUACUCAACUUCAUUUCUCAGUUUUUCUUUAAGUGUUGAUUCAGUUUCACUAUCAAAUCCAGAAUAAAAAACCUCCACAGUUAAAUUUCAAGAUUUUCAAUUAAGAAACCAUAUAGCUUACUAUUUGAUCAGUAAGCCAUUGACUUCAACAUUUGAUCAAGGUCAUUUAAAUUCAUUGAUAUAGUAGCAAAGUAAGUUGCUUGGUUCAAAUGGCCUUAGCCAGUCAGACUUCAGUUGAGUUGUUCUCUAUGUGUUGACUUGCUCAAUAUCACAGAGGCGUCAAAGUAGAAAUAAUACUUUAUCCACACUAGUUGAUCUUGUUUGAUGUCAAGUCACUCAGACUACAACAAUCCAAUUAAAAUUGAUUAGUUCUAUAAAUCAUUAUCAAACACUAAGCUUGUGUGUUCCUUAUUUUGUAGGCUGGGUUGUUUUAUAGAUUUAUUUGCAUGCAAUUCCAUUUCAAUUUUAUAUUAAACAGUAAUUCAAGAAAGCUUGACAUCUAGGUCUAUGCAAUACAAGUCCUCUGCACUAUAAGUCCUGGAUGUUGAUUUAAAUCAAAACCUUUUUGUUUUUGUUCAUGUCAAGAAAUAGCAGGGGCUGGAAAGAAAAAAAAAAUGAAAAGAACAAUCAAGUCAUUCUACUUGUCAAUGUCAAAUAUAAAAUUACAAACCUUUGGUUCCACACCAAAAUUCAUUUGAAAAUUUGGAUGAAUAUUUCUGUAGCGUCACUGACAAGUGUUUGGGAAAUGUAUCAAUUCAGAUUGAUUAAAAUUGAAAGAUACUUAUAAUAUUCAUCACCCUGGACUGGUGCUGUUUAGGGUGGCUGUGACAUUUGCACACAUACUUUUCUACUCCUGUUGGUCAGAAGUUCAUUCAUUCCUUUAUGUCACCACAUCAGCACUUUAGCUUGGGCCUGCUUGCUUCCUCUGUUCCUUGAGAGGUAUCCUCAACCAGGAAGGAUCUUUUUUUAUUAUUUUAUUGUAAACAAUAUUUGACUUAUGUGUGAAAGAAAGCUACACUACUGCUUAAAUAAUUGUCAAAAAUAACUUCUAUAGUUAUUGAAUCUCAACUAUAAAAAAACCCACUGAUUUUUAGUUGACCUUGAAUUUGGAUGUCAAUAUAUUUCUGUUUGAAUGUCAGGAUGGAAACACCAUUUGCAUUCAUUUUUUUAACUCAGGCUUACAUUGUCCGCUUGGCAGAAAUCUCUUUAUUUAAAGGCAGCACUUUGUGACUCAAUCUAUACUUAAACCUAGUUGUCUGUUUUUUUUGUUUUUUUUUGCAAUUGCAAACAAUUAUAUGUUUUAAUUCUCUCCUUGGCUGUAUCAUUGAUGCAAUGUUCAUGGGUGAUGAAGGCCAUUACUAAAUCUAGUAAGUAUUAUUGAAACUGAUUUUUGUGUGUGAAAAGCAAGUGUUGGAAGUCAACUCAUAGAUCAUUGUAAACUUGAUGAGCGGAAAUAGACAAGUCUUAUUGAAAUAAAAUCCAAUUUUAUAGAA